AUGCGAUCAGAAUGCAAGUAUGAAGUAUUUAUUAACGAAGUUAAGGAAUUUGCAAAUUUUAAUAACGUGCCAGAAAAAGACUUUAAAGAAAUGAGAAAAAGGACGAGAAAGUUACUUGCAGGAGAAACUCCAGAUGAUAAUUCAAAUGUUUCUUCUAUGGUUCAAUUUAAAAUUAAGACAUAUUAUGCUGCUCUUGAUAAAAUAACAAUGUCAUUACAUGAAAGAUUUAGUCAAUCACAAGAAAUACUAAAAGAUUUGGCAAUAUUAAAUCCUGAUCGUUUAAUGGCGAAAGUUUCACAAAAUCUGCCAAUUGAUUGUUUUCAACACAUUUCACUGUGGCUUGAAAACAUCAAUACUGACCAACUUAGGACAGAAUAUAUUCAAUUUAAAAAUAAUAUUUAUGAACUUAUAAAUGGAUUAGAAUUACCUACUGAGAUUCAUGACGACACUAGCAAAUAUGGACUUGACUCAGCCUUUCCUAAUUUGCACGUUGCGUAUAGAGCUCUGGCAACAAUUCCAGCAUCAUCUGCAUCAGCCGAAAGAUCUUUUUCAAAGCAGUAUGAACAACUUAUGAAGAUUAUUGUAGUUGCUUAA
Molecule: messenger RNA, 594 nt
Organism: Diuraphis noxia (Russian wheat aphid)
Lineage: Eukaryota; Metazoa; Arthropoda; Insecta; Hemiptera; Aphididae
Molecular function (GO): protein dimerization activity
Source: RefSeq, a predicted model, not a curated record